Molecule: messenger RNA, 1458 nt
Organism: Papaver somniferum (opium poppy)
Lineage: Eukaryota; Viridiplantae; Streptophyta; Magnoliopsida; Ranunculales; Papaveraceae
Product: zinc finger MYM-type protein 1-like
Exons: 3
Coding region: 1-1458 (485 amino acids)
Source: RefSeq, a predicted model, not a curated record
AUGCUUAGGUACUUCCAGAGAAAAAAUAGAGACAACAAUGCUACAACAGCACCUUCUGUCUCAAACCUGCAUUCUACAACGCGAAAUCAUGUAAUUCAUGCUGAGAGUUCAAGUGCCCAGAAUGUAGCACCGUCCUGCGCAGCUGAAAACGAUGUGAAUGAAAACUUACUGGCAAGUCUACCUUCGGAUCCAGGACUGCGAACUCCAAUAUUUGAUUAUGAUCCCAAUAUCAGUGACCGAGUUCGAAGAGCUUACCUACAAAGAGGUCCUUGUCAUCCAAAGAAGCACACCUAUCCAACAAGAAUAUCUGGUGGCAGGCCAAGAAAGUUCUGCGGCUCUUGGUUCAACGAGCACCCAAGUUGGUUGGAAUAUAUCAUUUUGACAGAUGCGGUGUUUUGUCUUUGUUGCUAUUUGUUUAGAGCUGGUAGUGGCGAUUCCUUUGUGGGGAAAGGAUUUAGAGGUUGGAGGAAGAAAGAAAGGCUACAUAUACAUAUUGGGGGGCCAAAAAGUGCACAUAAUAAGGCUUUGAAAAAUUGUGAGGUGUUAAUGAAUAGGAAACAACACAUUGAUGCAAUUAUUGAAAAACAGUCGGAGGAAGAGAAAAGGGAUAAUAGGAAAAGGUUGAGGGCAUCGAUUAACUGUGUUCGAUUUCUUUUACGGCAGGGGCUUGCAUUUCGUGGACAUGAUGAAACUGAAGCUUCUCUCAACAGAGGAAACUUUAUAGAGCUCUUAAAAUGGUUGGCAGAUAAUAAUGAAGAAAUUAAAGCCGUUGUACUAGAGAAUGCUCCAGGGAACCAAAAGUUAAUAGCAUCAGAUAUUCAAAAAGAUAUAACCAAGUGCUUCUCUUCUGAAAUAUUAAGUGAAAUUAUUAAAGAACUAGGGGAUGGACCAUUUACUCUCCUCUUAGAUGAAUCUAAAGAUAUAUCAUUAAAAGAACAGCUGGCUAUUGUUUUGAGAUAUGUGCACAAAGGUCAUGUAAUUGAGCGUUUCGUAGGAAUCGAACACGUCACUAGUACAACUUCCAAUUCACUUAAAGAAACAGUGGAUGAUUUCUUUUCUCGACAUGGAUUGAGCAUUUCCAGAUUACGAGGGCAAGGUUAUGACGGGGAAAGCAAUAUGCGAGAAGAACUUUAUGUCGUAAUGAGUUACUUGGUGAAUGUGGUAGCUGUAUCAGCCAAACGUCAAGAUAUGCUUCGUGAGAAGCAAGCUGAGGCGGUCUUUGAGGCACUAUGUAGUGAUUUAGCAGUGGAUUCUGAUAAGAAAUUUGAAGCUAAGGUUCUCCUAGAUUCUUUGCAAAAUUUCAAUUUUAUUUUCAGCUUGCACUUGAUGAAAAAGAUUCUGGGAAUUACAAAUGAUCUGUCAAAGGCAUUGCAGAGAAAAGAUCAAGACAUUGUCAAUGCCAUGAAAUUAGUUACAGUAUGCAGGGAACGACUCCAGAUAAUGAGAGAUAAGGAAUGA